This is a messenger RNA of Trichechus manatus latirostris (Florida manatee), 2148 nucleotides long. It is a transcript of the gene CCDC13, whose product is annotated as coiled-coil domain containing 13. Gene Ontology annotation, biological process: non-motile cilium assembly; cytoplasmic microtubule organization. The transcript is spliced from 15 exons. Lineage: Eukaryota; Metazoa; Chordata; Mammalia; Sirenia; Trichechidae. The record is from RefSeq and is a predicted model, not a curated record. Gene Ontology annotation, cellular component: centriolar satellite. Bases 1 to 2148 code for a protein of 715 amino acids.
AUGGCAGCAGAUAAAGGCUCGCAGGACACCUUGCGGCUCCAGUUCAAGAUGUUACAGGAGAUGCAGCACAAAAGGCUACAGAAGCAGAUGGAGAAAAGGAAGGAGAAAGAACUGAGCCUCCAAAGCAAAGUCAAUGACCAAGAAGAGCUCCUGGAGAUCUCCGACAGCUUCAGCCUCCUCCACACAGGGGAGCAACAUUCAAAAGACAGCUUUGAGAAGAGGGUGCUUGAAGACGAGAUUGAGCAGCUUCGAGAGCAGCUUAGAGAAACAGUGGAUGAGAACGGAAGAUUGCAUAAGCUGCUGAAGGAACGAGAUUUUGAAAUCAGACACCUCAAAAAGAAAAUAGAAGAGGACAGAUUUGCCUUUACAGGGACAGCUGGUGUGGCCGGGGAUGUGGUUGCCACCAAAAUCGUCGAGCUGUCCAAAAAGAACCGGGUGCUGAUGGCGGAGUCGGAGGGUGCGAAAACCAGAGUGAAGCAGCUGAACAAUCGAGUCCAGGAGCUGGAGCGGGACCUGCAGAUGGCCGUGGCCAGGCUCCCAGCCCAGGGGGGCACCGAAGCGGGAGCCAAGCCUCCGAGGACCCCGAUGGGAGAUGGAGCCUUGCCGGAGAGCCCAGAGAUGAAGGCCUUGCAGGACAGGCUGGCAGCUGCAAACCUGAAAAUGAGUGACCUCCGCAACCAGGUCCAGGCCGUGAAGCAGGAGCUCAGGGUAGCCCAAAAGGUCUUGGCCUCUGAGGUCGGGGAAGACGUGAACGUCCAGCAGCUCCUGUCCAGCCCCGGGACCUGGCGCGGUCGGGCUCAACAAAUUCUUGUUUUGCAGCGCAAGGUUCGAGAGCUGGAAAAGCAGUUGGGACAGACCCGGAGCCGAUCUGCAGGAACAGCUGGUGAUGAGUUGUCCAUCCAUUCAGACCCAAGGAAGCUGUCGGCACAGGAGAAAAACCUGCUGAGGAUCCGCAUCCUGGAAAGGGAAAAACAGGAAGGCUGGGAGAAACUUGCAGGUGAGCGGGACACUCUCCAGAAAGAGCUCGAAGAGCUGAAAAAGAAGUUUGAGGGUUUGAAGUCUCGGAACAAGGUGCUGUCAAGCGAAGUGAAGACCCUCAGGAGUCAGAUGGGCACCCUGGUGGAGAAGGGCAGGCAUGAUGACGAGCUCAUUGACGCCCUCAUGGACCAGCUGAAGCAGCUACAGGAGAUCCUGGGCAGCCUGAGUCUACAGGAGGAGAAGACGCGAGCAUCCCACCACCGCCUGGACCAGAAGCUCAACAGCGAGGCUCAGCGGAGCAGCAGCCUCGUCGCCCAGCUGCGGGCCAUGGUGGCUGAGCGGGAGGCCAAGGUGCAGCAGCUGGAGUUGGAGAUUGGGCAGCUCAGUGUGCAGUAUCUUCGGAAUAAAGGCGUGGACGUUGGAUCCAGUGGGUCUGAGGUCAACCACACCUCUGCCAAGGUCCCUGAGGAGCCAGGCCUGACCAAGUCCCCGGCCUCAGCAGGCGAUCACAUUGUCAGGCUUGGAUCGUCUCGCUCCGUGACCAGCCUGGGCCACACACUGGUGGAAUCUGCUCUCACGCGGCCCUCCCUGCCCAGUCCUCAUGGGCCCUCACCCAGGUUCUCAGACAUCCCAGAACAAAAGGGCUGGCAGACACAGGUGACAGAAUUCAAGGCCCUCUGGCAGGCCACCGAGGUGGAGCGUGACCGGCUCACAGAGUUUGUCACUGUCCUACAGAAACGGCUGGAGGAGAGCAACAGCAAGCUUCUGGAGUCAGAGAGGAAGCUGCAGGAGGAGCGGCAGCGUGCUGUAGUGCUUGAACAACAACUGGAGAAGAUGCGCCUGGAGCUCAGGCGGGCGCCGGACUCACAGAAAGCCGCCUCCAGGAGCAAAACAGGUCCGCCUGCCUCUAACACCAAGCACAACCAGAACGCGAGCAACAGGAAGGAGCCGGACUUCGCCGAGCUCUCUGUCGUGCCUGUGGAAUCCCAGAUGGAGGAGCUGGCUACCAGGCUGGCCAUCCAGGUAGAGGAGAACGACAUGCUGAAGGCUGCCCUGGGCAGUGCCCUGCGGGGGAAGGAGGAGGACUUCCGUGUGUACCACGAGACCCUGGACCAGGUGAAGGGGGUCUUUCUGCAGGCCCUGCGGCAGCAGAAGGCAGACAAGCACUAG